UUGCUCCUAUACAUUCUGACCAAGAGGUUGCGGAAGGCAUCUUACUACUUGGUGAUCAAUUUAGCCAUAAGUGACAUGAUUAUGAUGCACUGCAUGGGAAUUUUCAUUUAUAAUAGCUUCCAUGGUGGACCAGCCGCUGGAUCGGCUUGGUGUACUUAUUACGGAUUCUUCAGCGGAUUUUCUGGAACGACAGCAAUCAUGACCAUAGCCAUGAUGGCCGCCGAAAGAUACGUUUGCGUUUCAAGACCACUGGAUCCAUCAAGUCGAAUGACGAAGUCCAGAGCUUUGAUAAUAGUUAUCUCCAUUUGGAUUUACGCGUUAGUCUUCAGCAGCAUGCCACUUUUUGGCAUAAACCGUUACGUACCAGAGGGCUUUUUAACCAGCUGCAGCUUUGAUUACUUAUCAGACACUAUGCAGGAUCGUAUAUUCGUUCUUUCUUUUUUCGCAGCUGCUUAUUGUGUACCCAUGAUCAUCAUAUGUCGAUGCUACAUCGGAAUCGUGCUCAGCUUCAACGAGAGUCAACGGCUGUUCAUCUUACAGACAAAAGGUUUGCGAAGCAGAAGCAAGAGCAUUGAAAAUCAAAGAAAUCUCGAAGUUAAGUUGAUUAAAAUUUCCUUCUAUCUAAUUUCCUUGUGGACAAUUGCGUGGACUCCUUACGCGAUUGUCGCGUUGCUAGGCGUAUUUGGCGAACACUCCGCGCUGACUCCAAUGAACUCGAUGAUCCCUGCGUUGUUCUGCAAAGUAGCUUCGCUUCUGGAUCCUUUUAUGUAUGGCUUGAGUAACAAAGAAUUCAAAAAGGAGUUCAUCAGAAAGCUUCUUUCCAUCAACAAAGGCAAAAAAUUCCGCGCGAAACAAAUAGUCACUUCUUUCCUCAUGAGAAGGAUAUCAACUAAAUCCCACGACGCCACGAUCUCAGACGACAACGCGGAUCUGUCUUCAUUCGAUGGGCCACUUGAUGUGAUUUCACCUACGGAGGAACGGCAUUCCCAACUUUUUGUCUAUUCUUUGCAGGACCAACUCAAUCAUUUAUCCAACCACAUCUCACACAUUGCUAACUCGAAACCCCCCUCAGAAAUACCAAGUUAUCGUUCUCUGAUGAAGCAGCAAGCCAAACACAAACAAGAAUCAUUGGAAUUAAACAUUAUCCACAAAGCGCAUGAUCAUGAACCUGAGGCACUCGAAACUACUUAUUCGAGAAACACUUCCCAAGAAAAAACAAUUCUAGAUGGUAAUGACAACGCAGUUGCAAACAAUUCUGUUGGAGUUGAUGGCUCGGCUUCAAACGUCUCAAACUCUAAACUAGUCAAAGAAGACGCUAGCAUAAGUCUAAAAAGCAUGCAAGUGUUUCCAAUACCUCAAAUCUACAUGAUAGAAACGUAUAGUGAUGUUAUUCGUUUUAAAUCUCGAAGAUCGUUUUGA
Messenger RNA from Uloborus diversus, 1419 nucleotides. Its product is annotated as opsin, ultraviolet-sensitive-like. Gene Ontology annotation, cellular component: membrane. The record is from RefSeq and is a predicted model, not a curated record. Lineage: Eukaryota; Metazoa; Arthropoda; Arachnida; Araneae; Uloboridae. Gene Ontology annotation, biological process: G protein-coupled receptor signaling pathway. The transcript is spliced from 3 exons. The annotation marks the transcript as partial. Gene Ontology annotation, molecular function: G protein-coupled receptor activity.